GUUUUGGACUACAACUCCCACCAUUCCUAGCGCUCUGGCGCCUAUCGCGGGCCGGAAACGAGGCCUGACUCGCUCUUUCCGGCCCCCUCCCUCCCUCCCCGUCCGCCAUGUUGCCCGUCUCGCGAGACUCUCCGGGAAGUGGGCGAAAGGCCGAGGAGGAGGCGGGCCAGGGCGGCGGAGGCAGAGGCAGGCAGGCGGGCCGGCCCGGGCGGGACUCGGAGGCCCAUUAUCCGCUGCCGGGGCCGACGGGAAGCCGGGUGCAGACGCCGCCGCCACCGAAAAUGGAGGACCGGUUCCAAACCAUGACGGAGCAGCUCCUUGACCGCAAGCGCCGGUGUAGCGAAGCAAUCAACCCGAACCGGCGGAAAAGGAGCCGCAAAGUGCUGACUUUAAGCGAGAAGGUCAAAGUCCUCGACUUGAUCAGGAAGGAAAAGAAGUCAUGCGCGGAGGUGGCCAAGAUGUACAGCAAGAACGAGUCCUCUAUCCGUGAAAUCAUGCGGAAGGAGAAGGAGAUCCGGGCGAGCGUGGCCGUCCUGCCUCAGACCGCUAAAGUCACCUCCACGCUGCGCGACAAGUACUUAGUCAAGACGGAGAAGGCACUCAAUUUAUGGAUCGAAGACAUGAACCGGGAAGGGAUUCCCAUCGACGGCAACGUGUUGCGCCAGAAAGCACUUAGCAUCUACAAAGACUUCAGCGGGGACUCCCCCGAAAGGAGCGACAGCAAGCCCUUCACGGCGAGCAAGGGAUGGCUGCACAGAUUCAGGAAUCGGUUUGGGCUGAGAAAUAGCAAAAUUACGGCCGACGCCGCAUCGUUCAACGAAGAAGAAGCCACUGCGUUCCUGGCGGAGUUGAAGAAGCUGAUCCAGGAGAAAGGAUACCACCCGAAGCAAGUCUUCAAUUGCAACGAAACGGGGCUCUUCUGGAAGAAGAUGCCCAACCGAACCUAUAUCCACCAGAGCUUAAAGGAGGCGCUGGGGAACAAGACGUGGAACGACAAACUCACCCUGGUGCUUUGCGGGAACACCGCGGGGCAUAUGAUCAAGCCUGGCGUGGUCUACAGGGUAAAGAACCCCCGCACGCUCAAAAACAAACAUUACCUGCCCGUGUUUUGGCAACACAACAAGAAGGCGUGCAUCACGGACCUCUUGUUCAUCGAGUGGUUCCACCAGUGCUUCAUCCCAGAGGUGAAGAAGUACCUGCAAGAGGAAGGGUUGGACUUCAAAGUCCUGCUCAUUAUAGACAAUUCCCCCGGCCACCCCGAAUCCAUCCGCUUUGAGGACGAAGACGUCAAGGUGGUCUUCCUGCCUCCGAACACGAGCGCCUUGCUUCAGCCCCUGGAGCAGGGCAUCAUUCAGUUCGUCAAGGCCACGUACACCCGCCUGGUGUUCGACUGCAUCCUGUCCGCCAUCGACGCCGACCCAAACGUGGACAUCAUCCAGUGUUGGAGAUCCUUCAGCAUCGACGAUGCCAUCACGUUCAUCAAGGCGGCCAUGGGGGAGCUGAAACCGGAGACCGUCAACGCCUGUUGGAAGAACUUGUGGAGCGGAGUCGUGAACGAUUGCAAAGACUUCCCGGAGAUCGACGGGGACGUCCGGAAAAUCAUCAUCACAGCAAAACAGUUCGAGGGAGAAGGGUUUGCCGGCGGCCUCGAUGAAGGCUCGACAGAACAUGCCGAGUCCCAUCAAGCAGCAUUGAUGGAUGAGAAGUUGAGAGAACUCGGUCAGUCGUUCACGGCGAUGAAGGAGGAAGAGGAGGAAUCCGACGGAGAGUCGCCCAGGUGGACAAUGCAGAGAUUUGCCGAAGUGUUUCAGAUCGCGCAGACGCUGACGGACAAAAUUAUGGAGUACGACCCGUGCCUGGAGCGCAGCACCAAAGUCCUCCGCUUGAUCACGAAAGGGUUGCAGCCUCUGCAGCAUCACUUCGACGAGCUGAAAAGGAAAAGAGAACGGCUUCGUAUUCCAGCGUCCUUCCAAAAGGUUUUGGCCAACGAACCUUCAGCCGUCGAGGAUCCCCAGCCGUUGACAUCAUCUGCGUCGGACAUCCAACCGCUGGCAACACCGUGAGUCGGUGCUCGAGAAUCACAGGAAGGACACGAUCCAGCUUCUGAUGUAUCAUCAGAGGAUCCGUCGUAGCAAAACAUUACGACAUUUUGGCAUGGUCAGAUCGGAUGAAGCUAAUAUUGACCUUUGGGUGACUCAGUGCCCGCGUCGCAUGAAGAACUUUGGGUUUGGUUUCAAGUAUCCACUGAAAUGACUUCGAAAUCAUCCACUGGGGAGGGAGGGCUAUUGUGCCUUAUAUCUAUAAGACAAUCACUGUCUACGGUUUUCCUUCUCCUGUAUGAUAUUUAACUCCUUUGACUGAUGAAGUUGCCAGGAGAGCUUCAAAGCGUGUAUGGUGUGUGUUCUGUUCAUUUCCGGUCGGCCCAAUAAAGCGAUCACUGUCUUGAG
Anolis carolinensis (green anole) is the source of this 2447-nucleotide messenger RNA. RefSeq names its product tigger transposable element-derived protein 1-like. Gene Ontology annotation, cellular component: nucleus. The record is from RefSeq and is a predicted model, not a curated record. Gene Ontology annotation, molecular function: DNA binding. The coding region runs from base 108 to 2063 and encodes 651 amino acids. NCBI's taxonomy places the organism in Eukaryota, Metazoa, Chordata, Lepidosauria, Squamata, Anolidae. The transcript has 3 exons.